CAGCAACCAGCAACACGCUCAACGCGGGCCAUUACGCGUGCGUUCCUGCGCGCCCGCGGUCGCACUCGAGCAAAUUCCCAAUUGCGCAGCGCUGAACCUCGGCCAAACCGCCCGGCCGCCGCCAGCUCGCCGUUGUCAGCUCACCCGCCUACAAAGUUCCCAGGCCGUUCUCACAUCUGCACCGUAAGCCUUAGAAUGAUGGCUCACGACCGGCAAUCGGGCGGAGGGAGCGAGGCAACGGGGGCUAUUAAUCUCAGCUCUCUCUUGCGACUCCUCCGCCCAGACUCUCCGACCUCCGCGACCCUGUUGUAAUAUUCCUAAGCACCGCCCUACAAGCAAGCAAUGUCGCCAGCGCCGCAACAGCAGAACAUUGAUGCGACGGGCAAACCCCAACGCCUGAGCGCGGCCACCGAGACGCUCCACAACACUAUCGCGCACCCCGGCAACGUCUACAUCAACGUGCAGGGCGCGUACAUAGCCGACGACGACCAGCCCAAGACGCCGCUGAGCAUACACAGCGACGACUACGAGAGCGGCGGCCGGGACAUUCGCCUGCCCAACCACACCGAUGUCGUCAGCCACAUAGCAGUCGAUAUUGGCGGCUCGCUGGCCAAGGUGGUGUACUUUUCGCGCGACCCGACGUCGCAAGAGCUGGGGGGCCGGCUCAACUUCCUCAAGUUCGAGACGGACCGCAUAGAGGAGUGCAUCGAGUUUAUGCGCGAGUUGAAGCUGCACUACCAGACGAUCAAUGGGUCGAAGCCGGCGGACCUGACGGUCAUGGCCACGGGCGGCGGCGCGUUCAAGUACUACGACCGCAUCAGGCAGGCGCUCGAGGUCGAGGUGCUGCGCGAGGACGAGAUGGAGUGUCUCAUAAUAGGCCUCGAUUUCUUCAUUACCGAGAUCCCUUGCGAAGUCUUCACGUACAGCCCGGAGGACCCCAUGCAGUUUGUCGAAGCACGGCCAGACAUCUACCCAUACCUACUCGUGAACAUCGGAUCGGGGGUGUCGAUGGUCAAAGUGUCCGGGCCGCGGCAGUACGAGCGGAUAGGCGGGACGUCGCUGGGCGGGGGCACGCUGUGGGGGCUACUGUCGCUGCUGACGGGGGCGCGCAACUUCGAGGACAUGCUGCGGCUAGCGGACAAGGGCGACAACACGUCGGUCGACAUGCUGGUCGGUGACAUCUACGGCACCGACUACGGCAAGAUCGGCCUCAAGAGCACCACUAUCGCCUCCAGUUUCGGCAAGGUCUACAAGCGCAAGCGCGAGGCUGAGCGCGAGGCUGAGGACCAUGGCAAUCUGCUGGGCCACCACCACCACUCUGCCCCCGCCGUCAGCGUCGAUGACGAAGCUGCUGCGGCUGCGGCUGACAACGAGCAUGCCGCGCGCUCCUUCAAGCCCGAGGACGUCAGCAAGAGCUUACUCUACGCCGUCAGCAACAACAUCGGGCAAAUCGCCUACCUGCACGCCGAAAAGCACAACCUCAAGCGCAUCUACUUCGGCGGCAGCUUCAUCGGCGGGCACCGCCAAACCAUGAACACGCUCGCCUACGCCAUCAAGUUCUGGUCCAAGGGCGAGAAGCAGGCCUACUUUUUGCGGCACGAGGGCUACUUGGGGGCUGUGGGCGCGUUUCUGAAACGCCAGCCAAGGAAUUGGGGACGCAGGAAUAGCGUCGAGGGCGUGGGGGCUGUGCGGCCCGUUUUUGGUGGUGCGGUUCCUGCGGGGAGGGUUUCCAAUGGGGGUGGCGUGGGCGAGAGGGUCGUCGGGUAGGUUUGGUUGUGCGGAGUGCGGAACCUAGAAAUUGCUGAGGUUGGGCGUGCUGUCGUUGCUGCGUGGGUAGAGCUGCGUGUUUAUUCCGCGCGUGCUCCCCUUUGCUUUUUGGUUUGGUGGUGUUUUUGGCCCAAAAAAGGCCUUCUGGGUGGACUUUUGUGAGAUAACUUAGACUUUUUCUCAGUCGCGGCGCCACUGUCGUUACGCGUAUAGUACCUUAGUACAAAUAGUAGUAUAUUUAAUUGUCGGCUAGAAAGCGAUAUUUAUUUAUUUAUUUUUU
Molecule: messenger RNA, 2047 nt
Organism: Aplosporella prunicola CBS 121167
Lineage: Eukaryota; Fungi; Ascomycota; Dothideomycetes; Botryosphaeriales; Aplosporellaceae
Exons: 4
Coding region: 343-1767 (474 amino acids)
Biological process (GO): coenzyme A biosynthetic process
Cellular component (GO): nucleus; cytosol
Molecular function (GO): ATP binding; pantothenate kinase activity
Source: RefSeq, a predicted model, not a curated record